AAGAAUAUGUGCGAUGCAUGGGUCUCACCAGUAACUCAAAGAUGACUACUCAUGAGAAGACACUCAGCAAGCAGCAGAGACCAUCUCUAAGAAUCCCAUUUGGUCACCAACGUAGAACAGAUAUAUUGCUCCUCAAAAACGGUCAAAUGAUGUUGAAACACCCACAAGCCUUUCCAAUGCUGGGAGAACUUCCUUCUUUGGCUGGCUUACUGCUCUACCCUGGUAAGCGGGAAAAGAUGGUAACCACAACAGAAACUGAAUUUGGACCCAAAACCUGCCCAAAGGUAGAGCCAAAGAAGAUCCUACAGUGCAGCCUAACUCUAGAUGGUGACAGGAGUUUCAGCACAACAAAUAGAGAGGAUUACCCUUAUUACAAACCAGAUGGCACUCCGAUCGUGUGGCAUGGAAAAGUCCCCGCAAGAGAAAACAGGACUGGCCAAAUACAGAGAUGUUCUCUUUACCAGCAGGACUUCCCAUCUCCAAAGAAAAUCUAUGUCAGGAGAAAUCAGGUUGUACCUCAUCCUGACAACCUGGCGAUCAACACUUCAAUGAGAGCUGAAUACAAAACAGUGCAGCAAGAGGCUUUCCCAGGCUGGGAUGUCUCUGUGCACGCACGCCCACCGCCUGCCCGACUCAAAAGAACAGCUGUAGCUGACUGAUGAAGGCCAGAGAAAACCAUCAAAGUGCAUUUAUACACUGGAUGCAUAAAUAACACAAAAAGCUUCUUUAAACCAUGCAUUUAUGUUAGUCAGCUUUACUUUUGUGUCUUUCAACUGUACUACAUGACAUUUAAUAUCUUUAGAAAAUAUAUUUCUGCUUACUUUUACAUUGGAAAAUGUCUUAUUAUACAGUACCGUUUAAAUGUUUGGGGUCAGUAAUAU
Molecule: messenger RNA, 881 nt
Organism: Sinocyclocheilus grahami
Lineage: Eukaryota; Metazoa; Chordata; Actinopteri; Cypriniformes; Cyprinidae
Exons: 5
Coding region: 18-659 (213 amino acids)
Source: RefSeq, a predicted model, not a curated record